Didymosphaeria variabile is the source of this 825-nucleotide messenger RNA. Its product is annotated as Ubiquitin-conjugating enzyme E2 6. Lineage: Eukaryota; Fungi; Ascomycota; Dothideomycetes; Pleosporales; Didymosphaeriaceae. The record is from RefSeq and is a predicted model, not a curated record. Bases 1 to 825 code for a protein of 274 amino acids. The transcript has a single exon.
AUGGCUACGCCUGCAGCGACCAAGCGCCUCACACGAGAAUAUGCGACCAUCUCCAAGUCUCCCCCGCCCUACAUCAUCGCGCACCCGUCCGAGAAGAACAUCCUCGAGUGGCACUAUAUCCUGACCGGCCCGCCCGACACGCCGUACGAUGGCGGCCAGUACUGGGGCACCCUUAUGUUUCCGCCAGACUAUCCUUUCGCUCCACCCGCCAUCCGCAUGCACACACCGUCUGGUCGCUUCCAACCCAGCACUCGCCUUUGUCUCAGCAUCUCCGACUUCCACCCUAAGAGCUUCAACCCCGCAUGGGAGGUCAGCACUAUCCUGACGGGACUGCUGAGUUUCAUGACGAGCGAGGAGAUGACAACCGGAUCAGUGCGGGCGUCGGACGCGGAGCGCAAGUUGUUCGCGCAGCGUACACGGUGGUGGAACAGCACAGGCGGAGGCUCCAAGGCUCAGAACAACGGCUCUCGCGGUGCAGGCGCUAUCAAAGCCGGUGAUGGUGGCACGAAGUUCCGCGCUGAGUGGCCGGAGUUGGACGAAGAGAACCAGAAAUGGAUGAAAGAGAAGCGCAUCAACCCGCAAACCGGCCUCCCUCUCAGCUCGUCAUCACAACCGCAUUGCUCGCCGGACAUGGCGGGUCUGAGGAAGCGGGCGAAUGGCAGCGCAACUACGGUUGGUGCUGUUGUUCAGCAAGGCCAGGUUGCGCGGGAAGUGGGCCAGAGCUGGCUGGGCCGCAACAAGUGGAGGAUCGUUAUCGGCACGCUCAUAUCAUAUAUCAUUGUUGCGCGGGUGCUGGGAGAGGGUUCUCUAUCGACUGCUGCUUGA